CCCUUUAGGACAAGCCCACUUAAAACUGUGUGUGUGUGUGUGAGAGAAUGGAUGAUUGGUCCAGAGAGAGAGGAAUAAGAGCCUUGCCCCCUUCCUUCACCCUGUACUGCCUGUGUGAUACACGUCCAGUGUUCCCUUGACAACCCAUUCUCCCUACCCAAUCAGUAGAAUCACUGUAUACCCCCUCCCUUCCCAAGCCCUCUGCUUCCUGUGCCAUUUCCUGUGUGAUAGCUCUUAGCUGGAUGAACAGAUUAUUUUUUCAUUAUUAUAUUGAUUUUAAUUGUAGAUCUUAACUCUGAAUGUGCGUGUGUCUUUUUUUGCCCGUUUUCAGUCAUCCUGGCACUAGUUCACCAGAUUGUUAGAGUAGAGUGGACAAGGCACUGUUACCAGUCUAUAGUUUAAAUGCCUUCCAAUCACUCUGUUAAAAGGGCAGUGUACAGUAAAAUGGUGUUUGUGUAUGUCCUCUAGGGAAGCGUGAGGUCCAUGAGUUUAGUGGUGGAAGAUUGCUAAUCCCUGUUUGCCUCCCUAGCCCUCGGUGCUAAAUUACACCGUGGCUAUUUAGCAAUAAAGGCCAUUUGUACAAACCUCUCUAGCCCCCUCUACGACACGCACACACACACACUCUCCCAUAGUUAAUUGUUGCUUGCUAGUACCCUAGCCACUGAAACACUAUCAUGAGAUGGACAUACUCAUGAGGGGUACUCAUGAGGGGUCCUGUUGAUGAAUAAAUAAAAUCGUAGCACACAAUUGCAUACUCGCAUACAUGUUCACAACACACACACACACACUGGGGUAGGGGGGGGGGGUACAGGGGAAUCAGAUGUGGUCUGAUUGUUCUGCUCUGACCUGAUUUGGUAAAGGAAAGGGACUCAGUGCCUUAUCCACUCCACAUCAAGAGAAGAGGUGUAAGGCUUGGAGAUGGAAGUGUAUGUUUAGUAUUUGUGUGUGUGGAGUUUGUGUACUCUGUGUUUGUGUGUAUAUAGGACCGUUAUCUCAGAACAUUACAGUAUUGUACACAACUUGGGGUGUUGGACAUUUCUCUCCUGCAGCGAAUUGGCCCCUAUUAGCUAAGCAGCAAUGACCCGGUUUGUAUUUGCACGCUCCGCUUUCCUACUCCCAUCUUUUAGGGUUUCCUUGUAACGCUUCUCUUACUGUCUCUCUAUCACUCUUUCUGUCUUCACAUCGCUCUAUGUCUUUCUGCUCUCUCUCAAUCCAUCUCCUCUGUUCUUUUCAUGCACCUAUGUUCAAACAAUUCUUUCUCUCUCUCUACGACACUGUGAUUCGGUGUACAGUACCCUCUGUCAUUCUGUGCUGGCAUGGUGCUUGUGCAACUGGGACUGCAUUUUUCGCUGAUGAGGCACAUGGAUAAUAUCGCAGGCAGCUCUUUUCUCUCACUCCCCCUUCCAUCUCUCCCUCCCCCUUUCUCUCCGUGUCUCUCUCUCUCUCUCUCUCUCUGAAGCACCACGGAGAGCAGGCCUGAACUCCACUCUUGUCUCCACAACCUCUAUCCCCUCUCCUCCUCAGGGCAUAGUGGAUGUCCUCUGACUGCAACUAUUGAUCUGAUUCUGAGCAUCUCAAGGCACAGCAGAACAGUAUCUUAGCCCAGCUGCAUUGAGAGUUCAUGGCGAGAGUUCCAGCUAUAUUGAUAAAUAAAGCUUUACUUACAUGUAUGUACGAGGAGGGUUUUUAGGCUUUUGUUUUAAACUAUAUACAGCCAGUCUACAUCGAAACGCCACACACCCACACAACUAUACCUCUAGACGUUGAGAGCUUGCCUUAAGCAUGUAGCUGUAACAAAGCCAAAUUAUGCAGCCAGGCACUCUGGUGUAAAUAAUCCUGUGUCUGUUCUGUUGUGAGGCACAUAGACAGCAGCAGUAACAACAGCGGUAACAGCAAGGUCAGUCUGUCCUUCUCCUAGCUCUGUUGUUAUCCUGCUGCUCUGAAAGCAUUACUAAGCCAUGCUAAAAAGGCUUCCUUUAUGAAAUGUGAGGGAGAAACUCCUGUCUGGCCCUGACCAUUUCUCCAUAGGUCUUCAUAUGACUCAUAUAUAGACCCUGAUGGGUUGUCAUGGUGGGCGGAUUGACCAAACUAAGCUGAGCCACGUAGCACCAACCCACUCACUGGCUCAGGAGCCCACUGUGGGUGGGCGGUAGAGAGGAGUGGAGAGGAGAGGUGGCCUGCCUACCUGGGUAAAGUGGCUCUGUUGCUCCUGCGCUAUUGUCUAUGGAGGGGUGCUGAGAGCCGGGCUGUAGCACUACAGCUCCUGACAACACGUGGAGAGAGAGAGGACUGUCACUACAACCACAGACGCAUGCGCUCACAUAAUGCGUAUUACACACACAUACACACACACACCCAAACUUUUUUAAUUUCAGUGAAAUUGCAGUUGAUCAGCUUUGAAAGUUCACAGUUCCACUUAGGUUUGUCUGAUUUUCAAAAGGCUGUAACACACUCACCAACAUCAGCUGCCCCCACCCCCACCUCCCACUCCAGCAGCAGUGUCAUGGCUCUGGGAUGACGGGGGCAGUGACAGUUGUCAGCGUGUCUCACGUCACAGAGCUGGAUGUGUGUGCAGCUCCCGCACCUCUCUGUGCCCCUCCCCUGCCACUCGUGUGUGUGUGUGUUCUGAUCUGUAGGCAAGCUAGAGGUCUGUGGUACUUAACUGGAACUGUUUUCUCUCUCUGUCUUUCCCCUCUGUUUCUCUCUCUGUCUUUCCCCCUCUGUUCUCUCUCUGUCUUUCCCCUCUGUUCUCUCUCUGUCUUUCCCCUCUGUUCUCUCGUCUUCCCCUCUGUUCUCUCUCUUCUCCCCUCUGUUCUCUCUCUGUCUUUCCCCUCUGUUCUCUCGCUCUUUCUCUAACAAUGGUUUUUGCAUUGCAUGUCUUAACUGGGUAUCAUUCGGUACUAGCUCUCUCACACUCUGUCCUAAUCACAACACCUUUUCACCUCCCCUCUCCCAUUUCUCCAAUGUCCCCUACCCCUGUUCCCUCCUCCAAAUCCCUGGCCCUGAGAGAGCGAUCCAGUGGGCAGCCUCAGACACACACAAACACGCGUUCACACACACAAGAGCAAACUCGAUUUAAAAAACACCUGUGCACAAACUGUGCUGGCCUCGAACUUGAGAGAGAAGAUUGAUUUCACACCGUGCCAUUUCACAUGAUGCGUUCCGGCCUUUUACCUUUGGAGACACUUACACCAAGUCAGGGCACCGCUACAUCACAGCACCACUGGCAACAAUAUUCAGUUAGAAUCAACCUCAGUCAGAUUAGAAGGAAACGCACAUGCCCAGGGAUUUAUGACGGGUCAAAGGUCAUACAGUACACUCUCAUGGUGCAGUACGACUGCAGUAACACACUGACCCCCUGCCCACCCUCAGUAUGGGUGGGCAGGGUAGCCUAGUGGUUAGAGCGUUGGACUAGUAACCGGAAGGUUGCAAGUUCAAACCCCCGAGCUGACAUGGUACAAUUCUGUCGUUCUGCCCCUGAACAGGCAGUUAACCCACUGUUCCUAGGCCGUCAUUGAAAAUAAGAAUUUGUUCUUAACUGACUUGCCUGGUUAAAUAAAGGUAAAAAAAUAAAAAAAUAAAAAAAAUAUGUUAUCACGGGUGCUAACAGCCAUUUGGUGUCUCUCUGCUCUGGGUUCCAGGUGCUGACAUCAUCAACAUGAGGUGGGUCUGACAGACUGUGACGAUGUACCAACUGCUUAAAAGCUAUGUUGUUGUUCACAUCCAUGUAUCAACAGAGCUGUAGGUGUCUUUGCAAUGAUCAACCUUGUAUAGGUGUUUUUUCACUGCCACCCACACGCGCAACAACAUUGCUCGCUCGCCCACACACACACACACACACACACACACACACACACACACACACACACACACACACACACACACACACACACACACACAGAGCCUAGAGGAACACACAAUUAUACGCAGACUACGGUGCUGUUGCUCAGGCACCAGCUGUGUCUUUUCUCUGCUCUGUGCUGUGUUAGUGUUACUCCCACCACCUCCCCGCCUUCAUUUGGGAAAAUGAACCCCUGGAAGAUUACCAAGGGAAAGGUCAUCGGCUGUCAGUCACUCGUCCCCUUUACAACCCUGACCCCGCCUAGGGCUCCAUCUCUAUUCAGCACCAGCUCCAACACUGCAGGAGGCAGACUGACGAGGUCAGUUAGACAUUUUUAAGGUCAUUGAUUGUAAUGGAUCCAAUGAUCCUGACCAAGUCUGUCCACCGGUUAAGUCACAACUCCUCAAGGUCAACUGAACAGACCCAAGGUUAGGUAUCAACUGCUCUCCAAUAUGGUGGUUCUAAGAGGGCAGGGCCUUGGUUGGAAGGUGUUCUAUUUGGCCUGAGUCCCUUGAGGCCCAUGCAGGGGCUGUUGUUUCCAUUUAGUCACACCUAUCUGAGCCUCAGCAGGGAGGAAUGUGAGCGUGCCAGGCAGACAGACAGAGCGCCAAGGACAGCGGAGCUGGAAAUAGAGCUUUACAAGGAAGAGGAGAGCUGCCCCCCUGCUCUGUCCAACAGACCCGGCUCCACAAGACUCCUGUAAAAACACACAUUCCACAGGGGGACAAGAGCGGGUGACGCCUGACUGCCACCCUCUGUUUUCUACUGUCACAUAGUUACUCAAUCACUCAUACAGAGAUAAUCAUAUUAAAUAUGACCCAAGUUUUGGUUGUUCUUUUUUUGGACAUUAAUUCUGGUUAAGUGGAUUAGCGUGCUGUCUGUUCUGUGGGUUAAGGCCUAAGACACUGAUGGUGCAGUAAUCCCUAUUAAAAACCUUCCAUAUAACGCAAGGGGCUUCUGAACCCCAGUGUGAGGCUCACACACAGCCAGCGUCUACUACACACAGAAAACAUCACAUCACUAGGUUUGAAGACACACACAGGUUCCUGGUAUGGUGCCCCCUGUAUACCUCUUCCUUCCUUUACCCCCAUCUAUUUGGUUUUACCCUCCCUCCACCUCCCCCUCCCAUGCACUGUGUCAAUGACAGCACAAUGCACAUUACCCUCCCUACCAACACUCGGUGUGGAUUUCUCUUGUUUGGAUAACAUUUUCUUUUUAUUUCUCCUAUAUUAACAAUAAUCAUUAAAUCAGUGAGUUUAUUGACAUGCCUAGUUACCACAUUUCUGUUUUGUGUACAGUGUUUUAUAAAUUUUUUAGGGCAAAAUAAAGAUUUUAGCUCUUUUAAUAAGAAAAAACUAGAAAACAAAUUGCAGUUGAAAGCGUUAGUGACUGGCCGGUUUCUUACAUUGUGUCACGUGUGACUGUUCUUUUGACAGCCCAGUAUUUUAAAGCCAGGUUCGUAUGGAAAUGCCUUCACUCCACUUGCACUGCUGUUGGAACUCGCCGUCGUUGCUUUUCAUCGUCCGUCUGUCUGUUUCUUCUUCAUUUAGUACAUUCAUUCAUCUGUUGUUCAGCACACAGCCUGCGCCUCAUCUCCGCCCUCACACUCUGCUCAGUCCAUUCUGAUUGGCUCAUCGAUCAGUCUCAGCCAUUUUGGACUGAAGUUUCUCCCCAUCACCAGCCCCACCUGGUUUUCCUCAUUCUAAUUUACAGACGCAGCUAGAGUUAUUAUGGGGGAGGGUUACAGACUAUUGUCUUACAUUUGAUUUCCCCCACUACCACCCCUGAGAGGUGCUAUUAGAUCAACUACUACUCUGCUCAGCCAGUGCUUGUGUUUCAGUGUGGGUUGUUGCAGGCAGCUACAGCGGUUAGAACUAAAAGCAUCCCCAGUAUCUCUUUGUCAAUGAGAGCAGGGAGGAGCCCACUGCAGCACCAUCUGCAGUGCAGAGCGACGAGGCUGCAGAGGAUCAUGGGAAUUGUAGUCCUCCAGCCCCUCUCUUAUUUAUAUCUGCUUUGACUUGAUGUGUCUAGCAACCAGCAUGAACAUGUUUAUAUGGUGACACCAUGCUAGGUGAUGUAUAUCCCCAGUUAUUAUAAGUACACAUGCGAUCCCUCUCUCCAGCAUAUCUGACACAGACACAGCUCAUAUAUCCCCCAUUCCCAGGCUCUGUUCUACUGGGUGUUCCUGUCUGGAAUUAGACAAGGAGUAAAAAACACAACCAAACAGAGCAAGGAAGUGGUGCAGUUCAACUUUUCCCUGGGGUAAGGUAGGAAAACAAAUAUUUGGGUAUUUUAUCAGCAAGGCUCUACAACAAAUCCUGUAUAUGAGGGAGAUUGUCGGUGGCUUUGGAGGGGAGUUGCCAUUUCAACAAUAUUUUAUGUGACACACUUAAAACAAACCAAUUAGGUAAUGAUAUUUUAGUCACCGAUAAGCAAGCGGGGAGCGUUUACUUAGUUAUACAGAGGGAGGGGGGAGGGGGGGAACUAGUUUAGAUUGAAAUACCACAGGGACUCGAUAAAAUUGAUUAAAAUCCAUCUCUGUGACAAAGGCAGAUGGGCGGAGAUGCAGCAUGUUCUGUGUGUGACAACCACUACCCCUUCCACAUGCACUAACCCAUACUGCCCCACCCCACCACCACCCUUACAUCUCCAUCCACUUCCACUGCCCUCUCUCUGUCAAGACGAUCUACUAUGACCCUGUCCAACCAUCACCUCUGUGCUUGAGCCCAUCUCAGACUAACACCAUUGGUCCGUAGGCCCUCUGUUGACCCUGCCCUUCUGUAUAUGCAUCAUCAUAUACAGUCCAGUACUAACAUCGUCUCUUUUUGUUCAACUCUAACAAAAAGAUGCAUGCUGUUUUACUUUGGUUUCAAUCCCUCCCACUUGGUUUUCUGUUUGAAAUUUGACAUCUACUCUCUUUGUGAUUAUAAAUAUCCUUUUUUUGGGGUUGGUUUGUAUGUUUUUGGUAGAUUGCAGCACACUGGUGAAUGGUAGUAGAAAAGCUUGGAAUAGUUAUAAUCACAACUGAAAUGCAACUUUUAAAAAUUGUAAAAUGUAUUUUUUAAAUCUCAUUGUUUCUGUUUUCUUUGUGCUUGAUGAUGUGCUGUAGCUUGUGGUGGUGCGACAGUCUUGCUUUUCACUUUGUUUUUACUGCCGACCCAUAGCGUUAUAAGUCUCAGUCACUCACCUGAUGUCUUCCUCUCUCCUACACAGUCAUACACACUCUCAACCCUGGGCCUUGUAAUGGUAACCCAAGGCCCUCUUAGCACUUUCUCUCUCUUUCUUUCCCCCUCUCUCGCUGUAUUUCUCUCGUGACGGCUGCAUUUUUUUCGUGGCGCUCCCCACUGUCUUGGUUAUGGAAUCACAACAAGCUUGGAGGUUCUGGUCCUCUUUCUGUUAACGCAAGAUUUCCAUACCUCGUUUUUGUUCCAUUUGUCUGUGUGCGAUAGAUCUCGCUCUAUAGCGGUUCAUAUAUGUAUAAGCGUGUGAUACAUAUAUUACCGUCUCCUUUCUCCUCUUCCUCCUUCCCCUCGUACCUCCCAGACAGCUGAUAUUCUCUGUGUUACAACAACGAGUAGAACAUGGGACGCUUCAUCCCCAGUUUGUAAGCUUUAGAGGUUUUAAUCUGUUCCUGUUAGGGUAGGCUCCUUCUCUACCCCUCGGGGUGGCCAUAAGGAUGUUAGUUCAGAGACUACACACUCCCUCCUCACCUCCCCCCUGUGCUGGAAGACACUGAUGUCACAUGGUGGAGGAGGUGGUGAUGAUUUGGUAGUAGUCCUGUAUGUGUUUGUGACCCGUGCCCACGGGAAAAGCUUUUCUUAUUAUUGGAAUGUUUUUGGUCUUUUUCUCCUCUGUUCUGUCUGCCAGGAUAACAUUGGGCACCGACUGCUUCAGAAACAUGGCUGGAAGCUGGGGCAAGGACUGGGCAAAACCAUGCAGGGACGCACCGACCCUGUGCCCAUCAUCCUUAAAUAUGAUGUUAUGGGGAUGGGACGCAUGGAGAUGGAGUUGGAUGUUGCCGAAGAUGCUACAGAGAAGAGGAAAGUGCUGGAGGUGGAGAAGGAAGUCACAGAGGAAUUACAGCAGAAAUACAAGGACCAGGUGGAAAAGGAGAAGGCCAUCGCCAAAGCCCUGGAAGACCUGCGGGCCAACUUUUACUGUGAGCUGUGUGAGAAACAGUACCAGAAGCACCAAGAGUUUGACAACCACAUCAACUCGUACGACCACGCUCAUAAGCAGAGGCUUAAGGAGCUGAAGCAGAGGGAGUUUGCGAGAAACGUGUCAUCACGCUCCAGGAAGGGUGGGAAGAAGCAGGAGAAGAUGCUACGCAGGCUGCAUGAGCUGGCUGAGCAGAGGAAACAGCAGAACCGUACCCCGGGAAGUGGUCCCAUGUUCAAACCCACCACCGUGGCAGUAGAUGGGGAGAAGGGUGAAGAGGGGAGUGCUGUAACCCCUGAGUAUGUCCCCCCUGCAGACACUGCCAUGGAGGGCCUGUCAGUGGAGGAGAAGAGCAGUGGGGGUCAGGCCUCCCCCAAACCAGCCCCCACCGUCAGCUUCUCCCUGGGGAAGAGCAGCUCAUCCCCGGCCGGGGCCUCUAAGGUCAGCGUGUCCUUCUCCUUUGCCAAGAAACCCCCGGUGAAGCUGGAGACGGUCGCAGCAGUGUUCGCUAAACUCCAUCAGGAUGACGAGGAGGAGGGGGGACAGGAGGAGGGAGGGGAGAAGGCCGCGGGACAGGAGGAGACCUCCGGCUGCAGCACCGAGAGCCCCAAGGGAGGAGGAGGGGGGAAUGGAACAGCAGGGCCAGAGGAGGAGGAGGACCAGCAGGAGGAACAACUACAUCAAGAACAACCAGAGCAGGAGGAAGAGGAUGAUGGCGCCUCCCUAGCCUCCACUCUCAACAAGCUGAAGAUGAUGAUGAAGAAGGAGGAAGGCUGGGCCGGCCAGGAGCCUGAGUACUACCACUACAUCCCACCAACUCACUGCAGAGUCAAACCCCGCUUCCAGUUCCUGGUGUUCAUGAAGGCCACAGACCAGUGUGAGAUCAGGGAGCAAGAAGAAGAUGAAGAAGAGAAGGAAGAAAAGGUGGUAGCAGAGGUUUCUGAGCAGACACAGCCAAAGGCUACUGAGUGCAAAUCAGAGGAGCCAGAGAGAACUCCUGCAGCUCCAGUCACAGAGCCCAGUCCUACUCCCACAGUCACAGAGCCCACUCCUACUCCCACAUCACCUAAACUGAAGACUGAAGAGGUCUCUGCCAGCUUCACAGACCCUCCUCCCACAACGGCCCCCACGCUAGAACCAGACAACAAGCAGGAGGCCCCACUCCCAGUCCCAGAGCCCAACUUGGGCCCCAAAAUCCCCACCGGUCCCUUCUUCCUGGUCCUGAGCAAAGACGAGAGCACCACUCUGCAGUGGCCCUCGGAGCUGCUGGAUUUUACCAAGGCUCAGCCCGCCCUCUCUUACAGCUGCAACCCCCUGUACUUCGACUUCAAACUGUCCCGCAACAAAGGGGCCCGUGCUGGACGAGCAGCAAAGUCCUCCAAGCCCGCUGGUGAAGGAGCUGAGAAAAAAAACAAUCCUGAGGCAGCUGCUGCAGUCAAUGAGGGGAAUGCUGCUGCCACCACCACCCCUGGGCCCAGCACUGACAACACUGGUAAGGAGCAGCCCUCCUUAAAAAUAGAGGGUUCCCAAGGGGAGACUGAGGAGCAAAAGCUACAGAGUAGCACAAGCGGAGCCAAGAAGAAGAAAAAGAAGAAGAAGCAUAAGAAAUCUGGCAAAGGCUCCAAGCGCAAAGAAAAAGAGAAGGGAGCCGUAGUGGACGGGGACGCGGAAACUGAGAUCCUAGGAGAGAGAACCAAAAAGAAGAAAAAACACAAACGAAAGAAGAGCAAAAACAAAGGUGAGGAGGGGGAAGAAGGAGGUGGUGGUGGUGAUAAGGAAAAGCCUAAAGAGGAUAAAGCAGUAGCCGCAACGGUUUCUAGUGCUCCCCCAGCACCAACAGGAACGGAACCUGGGAAGAGGAAACGACCAGCCAAAGAAGCACUUCAGAAGUCCGGGGCAGAGGAAGGUGGGGCAGGGAAAGGUUCUGACGAGGCCAAGCCCUCUGAGGAGCACAACGGCACCAAGCGUCUGAAGACAGACCCCAGCGCCCCACCCAGCGCUUCCUGCUCCUCCUCGGCCCAGAAGAGCCCCGGGCCAGGCAGACCACCCAGCAGUGAGAGUGAGGAGGAAGGAGGUGGAGGCUCUGCUUCCCGAUCCAGCCGCCGUAGAUCCACACCCCGGGAGGGGCGCCGGCACCAGAGCGAGGACUCCGGCCGCUCCCGAAGCCACUCGUCGCGUCGGGGAGACGGGCGAGGGAGCAGCCGGCGGCGGCACCGUGGCCAGGCCUCCCGUAGCCAGUCAGACUCCAGCAGUUCAGAGCGCUCCUCGAGCGCCUACAGCCGGCGCAGCCGCAGCUACUCAGACAGUUACAGUGACGACAGUGACGGGGGGCGCCACCGGAGACACUCUAAACGCUCCUCUGACUCCGAGUACGAUCGACGGGGAAGCGGCGGGCGGCGGCGCUCCAGGAGACGUCACUACUCGUCCUCGUCCUCUGAGGACUCUCGCUCCCGCUCACGCAGCCACAGCCGCAGGAAGAGGCACCAGCGGCGGCACCGGAGCAGCUCUCGGAGCUCUAGCAGCAGGAGCCGCAGCAGCAGCGCCAGGUCAUGGAGACGCAGCUACAGCCGCAGUCACAGCUCAGCCAGCCGCUCCUCCAGCUCCACCAAGGGCUCCCCUCACCGAGGCCGGGGGGGCCACAGGGGCCGGGCAGACAGCGCCACACGGCGUCGAGACUUCAACCGCUCCUGCAUCUACCGCUCCCAGUCCCCCCGCUCUGCCUCAUCACGAGCCCCAAACCGCAACAGCAGCUCCCAGAGCCAGAGGGCAGGGGGGUCCCGGGAAGGAGGAGGAGACCAGAGGAACUCUUCCUCACACUUCACCGCCCGCCAGCUUCUGGAUAAGAUCCAGUCCAGGAAGGGAUCUGAUGUCCCAACCACAGGGACCAAGACUGGCGCCAAGAUCAAGGACCCACCAUCGGGCUACUUUGGGCCCAAACUGCCUCCAGCUCUGGGCAAUAAGUCCAUGCUGCCCCUGUUCGGUAAGCUGCAGGCAGGGAAGAAAUUCCCUGCGAUCCCCCUGACCCGGCCUGAUGGUGGAGAGAAGUCAUCAGCAGGGAAAGGUUCAGAUGCUGGGGCAGAGGUCAUCCUGAUGGAGCCCAUCCGGGAGUUCCCCCCACCGCCUCCCCCUCAACCAGCUCAUAAGAAAGUGGAGGAGACGGUAGUAGUAGUUCAGGAGGCCCGCCACCUCACCCUGGACGCACGGGUUCUUCAUGAGACCCGGCCGUUGUUCCAUCAGGAGCCCUCCAUGCUGAUGCCCCCAUACCAGGGCGAGCCGGGACAGGACCCCUCCCAGAACCCCAUGAUGGAGCCCCUCAUGCCCGACAUGCAGCAGCAGCCUCCCCCCAUGCACGCCUACCCCAACUACCCCCCGCCCAGCCUGGAUGAGGAGGACAUGGGCAUGGAGGCAGAGGAGGACGGUCUGGCCCCGCUGGAGAGCCAGCCCAUCACCUUCACCCCAGAGGAGAUGGAGAAGUACGGCAAGCUGCAGCAGGCCGCCCAGCAGCACAUCCAGCAGCAGCUCCUGGCCAAGCACAUCAAGACCUUCCCUUCAGCCGCAGCAGCACAGGCUGCAGCGAACAUGGCUGCAGCAGCGAACCAUCUGCAGCCGGCCCCCCCCCCCCCCCCAGCGCAGAUGAUCCAGAUCCACCAGCCUGCUGUGUCUGCAGCCUCGGCUACCUCCCUCACCACAGUACAACACCUCAUCCAGCAGCACCAUGCUGCUCAGGCUGCAGCCAUGGGCAUCCACCCACACGGACCCCACCCACACCCCCAGUUAGCCCAGGUCCACCACAUCCCCCAGCACCACCUCACCCCCAUCUCCCUAUCUCACCUGGGACACUCUCUAGGCCACACUCUGGGCCACCAGUUGGGAGUGGGACACGCUGGACUGAUCCCUGCCCACCACACGGCCUUCCUCUCUGGCCAGCCCAUACACAUUAUCCCAGCCUCAGCACUUCAUCACCACAGCCCCUUAGCCCUCCACCACAUACCACACUCAUCCCUCUACCCAACGCUGUUCGCCCCCCGGCACACUAACGCCGCUGCGGCAGCCGCACUGCAGCUCCACCCCUUCCUGCACCCCAUUUUCUCAGGGCAGGACCUCCAGCACCCCCCUAACCACGGCUCCUGAGAAAGACCUUCACUAGAGCCAUGUGUCCACAUCAGAGGAGGGUGUUUUGGCCAGAGCAGGCCUGGUUAAACAUCUGAGUUAACAUGGAGAGAGGGAGGUGUAGUGGCAGCAGGUGAUUAUGAGAAUAUCAUCAAAAUGGCCACCAUCAGACCACUGGCCAGACAGAGGUGCUGUGAUCUGCUGCCUGUGCAGAGGUAAACAACAGACAUUUACUGUGGGCUCUUUGAAUGGACCCCUCCUAACAAUUGCCUGACAUUCACCCUGAGGUUUCUGGACAGGGUGGAGGAGGGUUUGAGGCAACCUCAAAUCUAAGACGGCAGUUUGUUUUGAAUGGGAACCCAGUUUAAAAAAAAGAAAAAAUAGAAUCAGAAACCUCUGGAGUAUUUUUUUUGUCCCACAGUUUAUAACUGAUUGUUGCUGUCAAUGUUCUUCUUUGUUUUUACAGCCAAAGAGACGCAGUGGCUGAAGCCAUAAGCAGGAUGGUGUUGUGGGAAAGGAAAGGGGAGAUGAGGACAAGGGGGGGUUUAGGGUGACAUCCAUGACUGGAAACAGCCUUGACUUUGUAAUGUAAUCUGGUGGCUCUAGUCUACUGCCUGAAUUCUGUUGUCAUUAAUAUCUAAUGUUCUCACAUGACUACUUGCUCUAUUCAUGACCCGUAAUAUUCACCAAGAAUUUGUAAUACGGUAUAGUGUACAUAGAUCACUGAGCAAUGUGAAGUAUCCCUCUAAUAUGAUGGGCAUAUAAGGGAUGUUCUUUAUUACUGACUAAUGAAAUGUUACCCAUAAGGAAAUUAAAAUGGUCACUGGUGGGGGAACGCCGAUAAGAGGUUGGGCAAAGCUCAUGUUUUAUUGGAGGUACUGUGGGGGGGGUCACACCCUCUUAGUGCUGUAGGGUUAAAGGUCAUGUUGUUCCAAGUGGUAGUGGUUGUAUUUCGAAAUGACUUGCACUGAAAUCUGUACAUCAAGAUGCUGCUUUCGCAUCAUGUAACAAAUGUAUGAUUGUAGUAUACUGCAAUAAUUGUAUUUUUUUUGUUUCUAAAUUAUUUUCCAAAAUGCUCCUCAAAAUGUUUUUCCUUGUUUAAUUUUUGCUCAAUGUAAAUAAAAUGGUUGUAGUUAACCCCAAUAACAUUCUAGAGGUUUGUUGCUACUGUAAAAAAUAAAUAAUAACUGAAGGAACGAAGAUGGACAAGAAUACUUUAUCAAGACAUUUUCUGAACUAUUAUUCUGUAUGGGAAGGAUUGGGUGACGGGACUGCCCUGUAAGAGGCAGCAAUGGUAUGUCUUUUUUAAAUAUGAUGCGUCAGCAAAUAAAGAGUUUUGAGUUGCUA
Messenger RNA from Oncorhynchus kisutch (coho salmon), 13456 nucleotides. RefSeq names its product G patch domain-containing protein 8-like. NCBI's taxonomy places the organism in Eukaryota, Metazoa, Chordata, Actinopteri, Salmoniformes, Salmonidae. Gene Ontology annotation, molecular function: nucleic acid binding. Gene Ontology annotation, cellular component: nucleus. The record is from RefSeq and is a predicted model, not a curated record.